Molecule: messenger RNA, 1314 nt
Organism: Penaeus monodon (black tiger shrimp)
Lineage: Eukaryota; Metazoa; Arthropoda; Malacostraca; Decapoda; Penaeidae
Product: macrophage mannose receptor 1-like
Biological process (GO): biological process involved in interspecies interaction between organisms
Cellular component (GO): external side of plasma membrane
Molecular function (GO): carbohydrate binding
Source: RefSeq, a predicted model, not a curated record
AUCUCAAGAUGCUGUUCCAUCUACUUCUGAUUUCAACCUGUUCUCUGUUCGUAGGGGAAGCAGACGGCCGAGUUACCUGGAAUCGAACCACGUUGGAGUCAUUCCAAGCUGAAGUCGAACUUAUGUGGAAUCGAACCGACUUGACUCUGGGUUCGCAAGACUGCCCCGGAGGCUACACCCUCGUGGGCACCAAAUGUCUCAUGUUCGUGACCUUCGCUGCUGAACCCUAUCAGGAAGCGAGAUUUUUCUGCCAUACUGUCAGAGGGGAAUUGGCUGCUAUCACCACGGCCACAGACUUGAAGAUUUUAGUCGAUUACAUCCAUGCCAACGGUUUCUUCGGCCGAACUUUCUGGCUGGACGGAACAUUGGUAGAAGACUACAUUUGGCUAACUUCGUCAGGAAAAUUCGUGCCCAUGUCAACCCCCUUCUGGGGCACUUUUGAAUACACCCAGCUACCUGAUAACGUCGAUUGGAAUGAAUACUGUUUAUCCCUUUCGUCGGAUUAUUUUUUCUAUUUCAAUGACCUCCCUUGCUAUACCACAACAAACUUCAUAUGCGAAGCCACCAUCCAGAAUGAGGCCGCGAGCGCAGCGCUGGCUCCCUUCGGCCCGUCGGCGGUGGGCGGCCGCGUUGCGUGCCCCAUGCUCUUCGUGGAGGUGGGAGGCCUGUGCAUGAUGUUCGUCACGUGGGCAGAGGAGACCUGGUACGAGGCUUGGCAGACGUGUGCGGGAGCCUCCAGCGACCUCCUGGCCAUCACCGAUAUUGAAGUGUUGCGAGCUCUGUACAUCUUCAUAGAAGGAAAUAAUUUUUAUGAGCACACCUUCUGGCUUGGAGGAUCCGAUAUAGAGAACGAAUGGACAUGGGUCUAUACCACCGGGGAGCCUGUGCCCAUGGGCACCCCUUUCUGGGGUCUUACUGACAUGAGUGCUCCGUCCCAGGAACCCAACGGAGGAACCAGCGAGAACUGCCUCGCGAUCGGUGGUUUUUACAAUUUCAGGGAUUAUUCAUGCGGUUCAAGGUUCAACCCACUGUGUGUCUAUACGGGAUGAACAAAUGGCAUGAGAUCUACAAGAAAAUUUGCAUUUUACAUUUGUUUAGCAAGCAUUCUUUCGAUAUAUUAGUAAUGAGCAAAAGGUGCAAUUAUAUAUACUUUUCUCUAUUUCCUUUUUGUCUCUUGCCAGUUCAACACACACACAAUUCAUGUAACAUAUAACAGUAUGCCUUAUAGUUAACAGAUGGAGUUAAACAAACAUACAGCUAUAUUGAGACAAGUGGUUUCUUUUAUGAUUCCAAUAAAUUUGCUUCUCGACUUUA